AUGUAUGCCCGGUGUCUUUCCUCUCGUCUCACAACGACACCGUGUUGUAGUAGCACAAUACGGGGCAAUGCGACACUUCCCUCGCUGAAUUUAUAUAGUUUUCGGCGGAGAAUUGCAGAGCGGUUAUCUAAUAAGUACAAUGAGAAAAGAGUUCAUGAAAUCGGACCAGAUCUCGCUUGUCUCGAAUGGUUAAUGGAGUGUGGAUCGACGAGUGUUCGAAUGUCAGAUGGUCAAAUAAUCACAAGGCAACGAGAAAUGCGUGAAUAUAUUCCACAUGCUCUCGCAGAAAAACCGUCGAUGGAGAAUCCGCCGGCUAUUCAAACCGGUGAUAUCAGCUAUGAGAAGCAGUGGCCGAAUGCUCCGUACACGUGGAUUGUCGACGUGGACGCCAGUGAUUCGGCGGUCGCAAACGAGGGAUUCACUUAUUUGAGAGAUGUUCGGAGAAUAGAAAAACUAAAAUUCAACUUUUGUGAUUAUUUUGGUGAUGAGGGAUUGAAGUUUCUGGCUCAAGGAAGACCCGCGCAAACGCUGACUGAUCUGGAAAUCGUGUUGAAUCCGUGUAUAACCGACGGUGCAGUAUAUUGGCUGCUGAAAAUGAAGGCACUCCGGCGAGCACAUUUCUACUUUCUUCCUUAUGUUGCACAUCGACAAGGAUUCAUUCGACAGCUGAAAAUCGCUCUGCCUAGAUGUAAUGUCACGUUUCCAGAAGUGGAUACAAUUGGAUUCGGUUAUGAAGAUGCGAAGAAGACGAAGAGGAAAUGA
Molecule: messenger RNA, 762 nt
Organism: Caenorhabditis remanei
Lineage: Eukaryota; Metazoa; Nematoda; Chromadorea; Rhabditida; Rhabditidae
Exons: 3
Coding region: 1-762 (253 amino acids)
Source: RefSeq, a predicted model, not a curated record